This is a messenger RNA of Mucor velutinosus, 2655 nucleotides long. RefSeq names its product GTP cyclohydrolase II (gene RIB1). NCBI's taxonomy places the organism in Eukaryota, Fungi, Mucoromycota, Mucoromycetes, Mucorales, Mucoraceae. The transcript is spliced from 6 exons. The record is from RefSeq and is a predicted model, not a curated record. Gene Ontology annotation, biological process: meiotic cell cycle; microtubule nucleation; mitotic cell cycle. Gene Ontology annotation, cellular component: gamma-tubulin complex; spindle pole; equatorial microtubule organizing center. Bases 1 to 2655 code for a protein of 884 amino acids. Gene Ontology annotation, molecular function: microtubule minus-end binding; gamma-tubulin binding.
AUGAGUUACUCAGAUAUAAACUGGGCUCAAAGGUCAAGAUACAACGACCAAGCAAGAUUAUCGCAUAGCCGCAUUUCACUGCUGUCCACACCUACAGAAGAACCUUCCUUUGUGCGCAAUGCCACUACAACUACAACUACAACAACGCAUAGCCAUCUGAACAAGACACUAUCCAAGCUCAUUGAUCGCUUUGAUAUCAGUCCAAGGAACGCUUCGCUUAGUGAUAUACAACGACAGAAAGAUGGACUCGUAGACAAGUUUAGUCAUAUUUUAUCAACGCAGAUAGAGCCCUCCAUUGUCGAAAAUGAAAACGACAUAGCUAAUGCUAUCCAUACACAAUUACAGGAAUCUCGAGACCCUGAAAAAGCCCAUCGCUUUGGACAUUUAUACAACAAGUUGGCAUCAAGGCAAAUACUAGAAAGGAAAUGGUCCAUUCUCUAUUUAUUAUCACUCACUGGUAAACUACCAUCCAGUAGCACAUCCGAUUUAUCUACAUUGGACAGCCCUCGUGCGACCAUUAGUGGAUUACAGAACCUCCAUCAUGAAGCCACAUCAGCUGCAGAUUACUUGCAACCACCCGCUUCCAGACCGUACGAUACGCACUCGAGCGAUUCACCAAGGAAUAUACGCCGUCGACUUGCCAGAGAAAGCGCAUCGCCGCAAAGAGAGAGUAUGGGGUUAGACACUGCACCGCCUGCUGUUCAGCUAGCAAGAGCCAGGGAAUCCCACAGUCGCAUGACCGAAGCCGUCUAUGUCUCGGAAGCAGACUUGUUGCGAGACUUGAUCUUUUUGUUUCAGGGCAUUGAUGGACAAUACAUUCGAUACGAUAUACAACUCAAUGAUCAUGUGUUUAUACCAGGCAUUGAAGUGUCACCUUCCAUUACCAACAUGGUGUUCAAACUAGCAGAUAUUGGAUGGCUGUAUACCAAAGUACGUAACUUUGUCAAUGACAACAUGGACUCGCCUACCAUUGGCUUGGUGGGGCAAUCAUUGUGUGCAGCACUCCAGCAGGAACUGACAGAAUAUUACAAACUGAUCGCCAUCCUGGAAGCGCAAGUCGAGAAACAAAUGAUCAACAACCAGGUCACCAGUCAGAGUUUGACAUUAAAAAAGUUGAUGAUAUGGACCUUGGACUGCAAUCAAAAGCUGCGACUUAUGAGUGUUUUGGUGGAUGUGUGUCAGGGACAAAAGGGAGGCGCAUUGAUAGCCUCUAUUCACAACUACACAAAGCACGGCGAUCCAUUUAUCAAGGACUAUCUCACCAAAAUGCUGCAGAUUGUGUCCAAGCCGUUCUAUGAAAUGUUGGAGCGCUGGGUGUAUGAAGGUGAAUUGGACGAUCCUUACGAGGAGUUUUUCGUGGCGUGUGAUCGUACAGUGCCAGAGGAAGAGCUGUGGCAGAGCAAAUACACUAUGCGUGAAGAUAUGUUGCCAGCAUUUCUAUCCAAAGAGCUCGCUCACAAGAUUUUCUCAAUUGGCAAAUCGUUGAAUUUCAUUCGUUAUAGCUGCCAUGAGGAUACACUGGCAGAGCAGCAACAUGACGCAUCUACAGCAACAGCAGCAGCAAUAGCCAACGACACACUGGAAAAGCAACCCUUCAAGUACGGCGAAACAGAGCAAGUAGAGAAAUCGAUUGAAGUAGCCUAUACAGCGACAAGCAGAGCACUUUUGAAUCUACUGAAAACCAAAUACAAGCUCAUGGAUCAUUUAAAGGCGUUGAAGCGAUAUUUGCUGCUGGGCCAGGGCGAUUUUAUUCAAUAUUUGAUGGACAUUUUAUGGUUGAAUCUAAGCAAGCCUGCCAACACGCUGUUUCGACACAAUCUUACCGGCAUUCUGGAGACAGCUAUUCGCUCUUGCAACGCUCAGUAUGAUGAUCCUCAGAUAUUGAAUCGAUUGGAUGUGCGUCUCAUGGAGAUACAGAAAGAUGAUUUGGGAUGGGAUGUAUUUUCGCUGGAUUACCAUGUGGAUGCACCAAUCAACACUGUAUUCAGUCCUACAGCCAUGCACCAAUACCUGGAGGCAUUCAAUUUCUUGUGGCGGCUGAAGCGAGUGGAAUACACACUGGCUGCGGCAUGGCGACAAUGGGUGAAGGCGAGCCGGGAAUUCACUCAUCUCCCUGAACUUCAGCAGGACAUACAGUUUGCUCAGUUGACCAUUCAGCGCAUGAUCCACUUUAUCUAUCAAUUACAGCACUAUGUAUUAUUUGAGGUGCUUGAAUGCUCCUGGGAUAAAUUGGAGACGUUUAUAGAGCACAAGAGCGUCGAUCUGGAUUCCAUUAUUGCUGCUCACAGCAACUACCUCAGAGAAAUCACAGAAAAGGGAUUUCUGACUGGACCCAAGCAAGAAGCGCUGGCUGGUAAACUCGGCAGUAUAUUUGAUUGCAUUUUGCAGUACAAUGUCGUGCUAGAGUAUCUGUACAAGUACGCAACACAAGAGUCUCUUAAACGAUCCAGUCGAGGCUUGAGCGAUGUAGAAAAGAUGAGCAAGAUACGAAAGCGACACGAAGACAUGGAAGAUCAAUUUACGAUGCAAGUGCUUGGCUUCCUUGACGUGCUGAAAUCCUACCAUGAUGAAGAUUUGAGAUCUCUAUUAACUCGUUUGGAUUACAAUGACUUUUACACAAAAUUCAAUGAAACUUCGCAAAAUGUGAAUUUGUAA